AUGGACAACCUGCUCUUCACCAGCCUGCAGGCCAGGCUCAAGGUCUACAAGAAGAUCGUUGACGGAGUUGACUUGUUCUGCGACAACUGCAAGAAACCCAGUGAGUUCUGGUGCUCCGAAUGCGAGGAGUUCCUCUGCAUGAAGUGCUUCGAGGCCCACCAGCGCUACCUGAAGAGGGAGAGCCACGAAGCCAAGAGGGUGAUGGACAUCAGGGCAGGGUCUGCUAAGGACUUCCUCAAGGGCACCAGGAGGACCGGUAACUUGUCCUGCCCCAACCCAACCCACAAGAGCCAGAUUAUAAG
Molecule: messenger RNA, 302 nt
Organism: Fulmarus glacialis (Northern fulmar)
Lineage: Eukaryota; Metazoa; Chordata; Aves; Procellariiformes; Procellariidae
Gene: PML
Product: promyelocytic leukemia
Exons: 1
Biological process (GO): positive regulation of DNA-templated transcription; intrinsic apoptotic signaling pathway in response to DNA damage; PML body organization
Cellular component (GO): chromatin; PML body; nucleoplasm
Molecular function (GO): zinc ion binding; ubiquitin-protein transferase activity
Source: RefSeq, a predicted model, not a curated record